UUUUAGUAGACAACAGAGAUCUAUUAGUUCUCAGUCGAUUGACAUUGAGUUAUUGUCGAGACGCGACCGAAGUCAGCAUGCUGCUAAGCGCAGUGAUAAUUUGUUGUGUGAUAGUUGCAAAUGCGGAGCCACCUCUUAACAGCUACUCUUAUACUGGAGAUAGCAAUGGGUACGAUUAUAAUACCGUUACUAAUAAUGGAUACUUAAGCUCCAAGGAUAGCUAUCAAAACAGUGGAAACUUUUACGGUGCUGGAGACACCAGUCAUAAAUUAUCCAACCACAUCGGCGGCCAUUCAUUAAUUAAUGCCGGUAAUCAGGGGAGCAUAGGAGGUGACGUAGGAAACAGUUACAAAGGAUACUCCGCGAAUGAACAGGGGAGUGAAUACGGAGGAUAUUCCAAUCCUUACGAGAAUUCCGAGAAUAGCGACUCUUAUACUCGCACCGUGACGUCUACGCCGUUUAGAGGAUAUUCCGGUUCUAAUUCCGGCGAGUCGACUUUUAACGCGUACUCAAGCGGUCCUGCGGCCCACAAAGACACCGAUUUUGGCCAGUACGCGUCUAGCAGCAGUAGUAACAGUAAAAGGAUACCCGCUUUCCCAGGAUAUCCCAGACCAAUAUUAGAAAAUUAUCCCGAAGGCUCUGAUCACAGCAACGUGCAGGGAUAUCACGGUUCCUCCGGUUCAAGCUAUCCCGAGAGUGAUCACGCCUUCUCCCCUUAUUCUCCGAGCGGUCUGGAAUACUCGUUUGGAAAGCAGAAAGACGAGCCGUACAAAGGCGGCAACAAGUACAGCGAUGUCUAUUCGAUACCGUCCGAGACGCGUUACACGCGGGGAAACGCGGGACACGCGAGCCACAAUCACGACGUUCCGCCGUACAUAUCGAGUUCCGGUCCGAGCGGUCACUUGCUCAAGAUGCACGGCUCUGGUAAUGUCUGGUAUUCCUCGGGAAAACCGGGUAAAUACAGUUACAAAUACUUGUCUCGCUACGCUCCGAAUACUGGAGUAACUUACUUGUCGAGAGAUCGCGACGGCUAUUACACUCCUUUCAAUAAAGGCGGUGGGAAACUCAUUAUAAUUAAGGAUACUAGACCGAGCUACGCCGGCGGUCAUGUUUAUUCCGAUGAGCCGUCUUACGCCGGCGGUUACAGGAGUAAGAGCGCCGGUUACGCCACUUCACCGAAUUUUAGCGGAUACAGCGGCAACAGUAGUUACGAUGACGGUCCGGCUAUGCUUAGGCGAUAUAGAAACGCCGGUGGACUGCUACUGCAAAAAGCUGUUUAUCCUUGA
Linepithema humile (Argentine ant) is the source of this 1286-nucleotide messenger RNA. RefSeq names its product probable ATP-dependent RNA helicase ddx17. The record is from RefSeq and is a predicted model, not a curated record. NCBI's taxonomy places the organism in Eukaryota, Metazoa, Arthropoda, Insecta, Hymenoptera, Formicidae.